Molecule: messenger RNA, 1640 nt
Organism: Scylla paramamosain (green mud crab)
Lineage: Eukaryota; Metazoa; Arthropoda; Malacostraca; Decapoda; Portunidae
Gene: eIF2gamma
Product: eukaryotic translation initiation factor 2 subunit 3-like
Exons: 10
Coding region: 114-1490 (458 amino acids)
Biological process (GO): formation of translation preinitiation complex
Cellular component (GO): cytosol; eukaryotic translation initiation factor 2 complex
Molecular function (GO): tRNA binding; GTPase activity; translation initiation factor activity
Source: RefSeq, a predicted model, not a curated record
AAAGUAAAGUAGUACCGUUUGAAAGGCGGACACAUUGGACACGAGGAACGGAACGAACCAGGACGGCGAGGAAGGGAGAAGUUGGCCAUAAGAUUACCUUUUUAUACUAAAUCAUGGCCAAUUUAGCAGUGCAGGACCUCAAGACGCUGGACAUCACCCAGCUGACGGCGCUGUCCCCAGAGGUGAUCAGCAGACAGGCCACCAUCAACAUCGGCACCAUUGGUCACGUGGCCCAUGGCAAGUCCACUGUGGUGAAGGCCAUCUCCGGCGUCCAGACUGUGCGUUUCAAGAAUGAGCUGGAGAGGAACAUCACCAUCAAGCUGGGGUACGCCAACGCCAAGGUGUACAAGUGUGACAACCCCAAGUGCCCUCGCCCUGCCUGCUACACCUCCGCCAGCUCCCACAAAGAGGACGCCAUUCAGUGUGCCCGCUCAAACUGCUCUGGAAAAUUCCGCUUGGUCCGCCAUGUGUCAUUUGUGGACUGCCCCGGCCACGACAUCCUUAUGGCCACCAUGCUGAACGGUGCUGCAGUGAUGGACGCUGCCCUGCUGCUCAUUGCUGCCAAUGAGGCCUGCCCACAGCCACAGACCUCCGAGCACCUCGCCGCCAUUGAGAUCAUGAAGCUCAAACACAUUCUCAUCCUGCAGAACAAGAUUGACCUGUGUCGCGAGUCUCAGCUGAGGGAACAGUAUGACCAGAUCUUGCGUUUCAUUCAAGGCACAGUAGCAGAGGGAGCCCCGGUCAUCCCCAUCUCGGCACAACUCAAGCUAAAUAUCGACGUGGUGUGCGAAUAUAUCACAAAGAAGAUUCCCAUCCCUGAGCGCGACUUCCUCAGCCAGCCCAGACUCAUCGUCAUUCGCUCCUUCGACGUCAACAAGCCCGGGUGUGAGGUGGAGGACUUGAAGGGCGGAGUGGCGGGUGGUUCCAUCCUCCACGGGGUUCUCAAGAUUGGCCAGGAAAUUGAGGUGCGGCCAGGCAUCAUGUCCAGAGACGCAGAGUAUGGCCGCGUGGUGUGCAAACCCAUUAGGUCCCGCAUCAUUUCCCUCUUCGCAGAGACCAACGAGCUCCAGUUUGCUGUGCCAGGAGGUCUUAUAGGCGUGGGCACCAAGAUUGACCCUACACUGUGCCGGGCGGAUCGCAUGGUGGGGCAGGUGCUGGGGGCAGUGGGGUCCCUGCCAGAGAUCUUCACUGAACUGGAGAUUUCAUACUUCCUCCUGCGGCGCCUGCUGGGGGUCAGGACUGAGGGGGACAAGAAGGGUGCCAGGGUGCAAAAGUUGACAAAGAACGAGAUGCUGAUGGUCAACAUUGGGUCACUGUCCACCGGGGGCCGCGUGCUGGCAGUGAGGGCUGACUUGGCCAAGAUCACCCUCACCCAGCCUGUCUGCACCGAGGAGGGGGAGAAGAUCGCUCUGUCCAGGAGGAUUGAUAAGCACUGGAGGCUUAUUGGAUGGGGCCAGAUCCGUCGAGGCGUGACCAUCAAGCCGGAGUGAGAGAGAGGGAGAGUUGACAAGACAACCCGUUACCAGAAGGAAAUGGUUCUCUUCACAUACAUACAGACAGACAGACAGACACAUACGUACAUAGACAUGGUUGAAAUAUGUAAUGGUUUAAAAAAAAAAGGAAUAAAAGAGGAAGAAAAU